UGGGUUCAAAUGUACGGGAACCACCAUGUACACAAUGAUAACUUGCGAGAUCCUUUCAACUAUAUCGCAACCAUCAAAAAAACGAUUCCUGAUGAUGGAAGUCCUGGCAUAUAUUCAAUUGAUGGAGAAAUGUCGUACACUGUCAAAGGGAGAGAACUUACUAAAUUCACGGUUGUUGAUCAUAAUGGUAUAGUAAUUUACAACAAAUUUGUAAACCCAGGAUGCCAAAUUAUUGAUUACAAUACAGAAUUCAGUGGAAUCACAAAAUCAGAUAUUGAUGGUACAACAACGACAUUGAAAGACGUUCAAAAUUUUUGCUUAGAGAAGUUUUCGUCAGAUACAAUCUUGAUUGGACACGCUGUUGAAUGCAACCUUAUUGCCUUGAGACUGAUUCACGAUACUAUCGUAGAUACAGCUAUAGUAUUUCCACAUCCGAGAGGACUCCCACACAAGAGAGCAUUGCGAACCUUAGCCAUGAAUCGUCUUGGGCGCCACAUUCAGAGCGGUACUCACAACAGCAAAGAGGGUGCAGUGGCAUGUAUGGAUAUUAUUUUACAACAUGUGAAAUGAAGAAUAAGGAGAUCGCAAAUGUUCAGGAUGAACGUAUCAACGUCUUGUCAUCCGCCAAUCUCAUGUCAGAAGUCAAAAGUGACUUCACGUUGCUAAUUUUUCUAUAACUCGUAAAAUCUAAAGUUCUUAAAAAAAAUAAAAUAUAACAUAUAUAUAUAUUCCUGUUGAGUGAUUUCUUAGCAUAUUUUCCUGCUUC
Messenger RNA from Styela clava, 766 nucleotides. RefSeq names its product putative exonuclease GOR. Lineage: Eukaryota; Metazoa; Chordata; Ascidiacea; Stolidobranchia; Styelidae. Gene Ontology annotation, molecular function: exonuclease activity; nucleic acid binding. The record is from RefSeq and is a predicted model, not a curated record. Gene Ontology annotation, cellular component: nucleus.